Molecule: messenger RNA, 1901 nt
Organism: Rhinopithecus roxellana (golden snub-nosed monkey)
Lineage: Eukaryota; Metazoa; Chordata; Mammalia; Primates; Cercopithecidae
Product: histone H3.3-like
Exons: 1
Coding region: 1445-1855 (136 amino acids)
Cellular component (GO): nucleosome
Molecular function (GO): structural constituent of chromatin; DNA binding; protein heterodimerization activity
Source: RefSeq, a predicted model, not a curated record
AAUAAAGAAAUCAAAUCAGCAAAGAAACUCUUUAAAAGCACAGACUCCACACCAGCUCAAAGCCCUUCUCACUUUGCCUCCAUGUGUUUCCAGAACACUGUUGCGUCAAAUCAUAUCUUAAGUCCUGUAUUUAAAAUAUGCACAAUUAUAUCAAGAAUAAGGAAGACUUUAGUGAAUCUUUUUGCAUAGCAUAUAACCAUGCCCUAAUGUAUCACUGAUGUGAAAGCUGAUGUUCCUCAGGAUUCUUAUUCUACACAUCUUCCCUGGGGGGUUGCAUCAAAUUCCAUGGCUUUCACCACCACCUCUGCUGAUCCUACUUCUAUAACCCUCAGCAUUUUUUGAGACAUCUCAAAUGUCUCCAUGUGCCAGAGACUGAACCCACCCAACUCGGCUUCCUACUCCUCAUCUCAUGAAUGGCCUCCGUGCCCACCCCUGCCCACCUCACAGCUAGAAACCUGAGGGCGUCGCUGACUCCUCUGCAGGAGGCUGUACCCCAACUCAACAGGACAGGCAGACUCCCAGGUGUUGAGGUGCACGUAGCAGGGGCGGGGCUAGUGCACCGACCCAUUCAAGGCUUAGAACCCACUGGCAAGCAGAAGUGUUGCCUUCUGAGUGUUAGUUGUUUGCAGGUGCCCAUGUGGCUGGGAGCGUGAAGGCAGCAAGCCUCAGCCUUGUGUUCCUCCCACAUUGGCAGGUACUAAAGAUGCUGAACUUGAGGAAUCUUUGAGAUAGAGGUCAUGGGAGCCUUGUCCAGCCACUGUCAUGCAUGCCUUGUCUAGUCUUUCACUACUCAUUGGGUGUUUCAGGAGCAACCUUGAUGGGAGACCAUGUUAUAUAAUGUCCCCAUCCUUGAACUUGGGUCAGUCUCUUGUGUUUAGCCCAGUUCUUCUGCUCUCCCAUGCCUGUUUAUUUUAGUAAUAAUAAAAAUAGUGAACAGACAUUGAAGUUUACCCUGACCCACGCACUGUCAUAAGCUCUGUUUAUGCCAUAUCCUACUGUUCACAACACCCUGUGUACUGUGGAUAUGUUUAACGUUGCUCUUCCAGACUUUGGGAUCAAGUUCCAAGUCAUCUUCAAGAAAGUGUGGCUUUCCAUGCCCUUGCACCCACCUCCCCAGACACCUUUUCUCCAGCUUCACUGUCCUCCUGGAAUUCCAGCUUCUACAUCCCACUCCCACACCUUUGUCUGGCCAACACUGGCUCCUCCAAGAGUUAGCUUAGGCCUCACCCACUCUAGAAGGCCUCCUAAACCCAGCACCCUCACGCAGGCUGUGCUCAGCCAUACUGAUCAGCUACACUACAAACCUGUUUCCAAGACAGAAGUAGGUUUCUGGAAUUGUGUUCGCAGCCGCCGCCGCGCCGCCGUCGCUCUCUAACGCCAGGGCCGCCUUUCGCUCGCCGAGCUCCAGCCGAAGAAGGGGGGUAAGUAAGGAGGUCUCUGUACCAUGGCUCAUACAAAGCAGACUGCCCGCAAAUCGACCGGUGGUAAAGCACCCAGGAAGCAACUGGCUACAAAAGCCGCUCGCAAGAGUGCGCCCUCUACUGGAGGGGUGAAGAAACCUCAUCGCUACAGGCCUGGUACUGUGGCGCUCCGUGAAAUUAGACGUUAUCAGAAGUCCACUGAACUUUUGAUUCGCAAACUUCCCUUCCAGCGUCUGGUGCGAGAAAUCGCUCAGGACUUUAAAACAGAUCUGCGCGUCCAGAGCGCAGCUAUCGGUGCUUUGCAGGAGGCAAGUGAGGCCUAUCUGGUUGGCCUUUUUGAAGACACCAACCUGUGUGCUAUCCACGCCAAACGUGUAACAAUUAUGCCAAAAGACAUCCAGCUAGCACGCCGCAUACGUGGAGAACGUGCUUAAGAAUCCACUAUGAUGGGAAACAUUUCAUUCUCAAAAAAAAAAAAAA